AAGCAUUAGUGGAGAUGAAUGAACCUCCCCCUGCAUGUGGCUCUGCAGAUAAUCUCGGAGUGACUCACUGCUGCCCGAAAACGAUUGCAUUAAUCGAAUGACCAGCGUAGCGGAGCUGCACAUCUCAACCGCGGAGCAGUAACCCAGCUUAAAACUAGGCGCAACAACAAAAAAAAAGGGAGUCAACUAUCUCAGUUUACGCGCAGCCACGUCCAAUCCAGACAUUAUUCAAAGAAGUUGCGCAAGAGAAAGUGAUACCAAACAAGGCGGCGACUGAUCUGCGGAGUCUCACGGGUGAAGAAGCAAGAACAAAGUUUUAGCUGGAUCAAAAGGAAAAAAAAAAAAGAUGUCUAAACCCAAUUACUCUGGCACGUAUCAUAUGAUGGACGCGGACAACAUGGACGCCUACCUUGCAGCUUUAGCACUCUGCGCCCCAGACAAAGCUCUGCCUCACCAAAGCCUUCGCUUGUGGCUCCUGAAAUUUCCUCCCUGUCUUUUCUCAGAUAUCAAUUUUGCCUUGAGGAAGAUUGUGUGUCUGUUGAAGCCCACAAAAGAGAUCACCCACGACCCGGCAACGGGAGCCAUGAAAAUCCGCACACUCACCACCUUCAAGAACUUCAACAUGGAUUUCACUAUUGGAAAGGAGUUCACCGAAGACCUGGGGCCAGUGGAUGGUCGUACCUGUCAGACCACAGUGAGCUGGGAAGGAGACAAGCUGGUUUGUGUACAGCGGGGCGAGAAAGAGGGACGAGGCUGGACGCACUGGCUGGAGGGUGACAAGCUGCAUUUGGAGAUGAGAGUUCAAGGCGUCAUCGCCAAGCAAGUCUUCAAAAAGGCGGACUGAAGUCACCCACUGACUCUCUCAGUGUGUGUUCCCUGUGGCUGUGCUGUGCGCGACAAAAGACAAAAGCUCUCCUUUAACAAAGUUUAGCUCAUGCCCCGUGAAAUUUCCCCCGUCUCCUCUCAGAUAUUAACGUUGCUCCGAGGAAGACUUGUAUCUGUAGAAUCCCACUAAAGGAAUCCCUCGUGACCCGACAGUGGGAGCUAGUGAAGGAUUUUAACAUGGAUUUCUCUACUGGAAAAGAGUUUACUUCAGAAUUGUGUCAAUAACCUCAUAGAAAAGUAGAUGUCACAAUAAUACAGCCACAUCUGUAGCAGUUUUAUUACAAUCAAUAUCAUUUUGAAGGAUCAGAAUAAGGCUCAAUGUUUGUGAAAAUACUGUCAUACUGUGUCCGGCCUGGUGGCAAUAACAGAAGAACAGAAGAUUGCAAAAGAGCAAAAUGGCUUUGUAAACAUUCCCAACUUCCUCAUAUUGCACUGUCUUCACAAUGUUAUAAACAGUUCCCACAUCUGA
Molecule: messenger RNA, 1354 nt
Organism: Mugil cephalus (flathead mullet)
Lineage: Eukaryota; Metazoa; Chordata; Actinopteri; Mugiliformes; Mugilidae
Gene: rbp5
Product: retinol binding protein 1a, cellular
Exons: 4
Coding region: 347-844 (165 amino acids)
Biological process (GO): fatty acid transport
Cellular component (GO): cytosol; nucleus
Molecular function (GO): fatty acid binding
Source: RefSeq, a predicted model, not a curated record